AUGUCGCUCCAGCUGAAUUGUCCCCAAUCCCCUUGUGGUCCUAUUGUGCAGCAAAGGGCUUGGAAGAAGAAAGUCGAAAAGGCCCAUCCUACGCAUGACCAGUUCUUGUCGUCAUUGCACCUUGAUCCAUCUCUUCCUGCCGCUGGGAGAAGUGAGGGCCCUGAACAAAAAUACUCUCAUGUUUAUCCAAGUGAAUCGGCAGAACAAGGGAGUCAUAGUGUGUCAAACAUCCCUGCACGAGAUAAAGUGUCCAUGAUUCAGAAUCACAUACAGCAGUUAAGUCAACACAGAUUCUUUAAUCCACGGGAUCCGAUGAAUAUAAACUUGCGAAAAGCCUUUCUGGAAUUUGACACAGGCUUGAGUGGUACAAUUUCAAAGGAUAACUUGAGAGCCGUUCUGAAAAACCUUGGAGUUGACAUGGACCAGGACACGUUUGAAAAACUCUUUGAAAUAUGUGAUACAAAUCAUACUGGUUACAUCGACUACCAAGAAUUUGCCAAACACUUGACGAAGGACCUCCCCCUGAGUCGGGGAACUAAACCUGUGGCUUCUUCAGUAAUGAAGGCGGACUUCUGCCCACCAGAACAGAGAAGAUUCACGUCCGCUCAGUUACGCACUAUAGAGAUGGCGAAAAGGAUUUCCCCUUUAUCAGUGAGCUCGCACUACUUCCACAAACAUCACUCAGGAGCACCUCGUCUGUCAACCACUGGUCAAGAUUUUAUCAGACCUGAUAGAAUGCCAGGCACUCCUCGUCUGUCUGCACGGUAACAUUGGACUGAAAACACUCACUACUUGAUGUAAACAUCACAGCCCUCAUAUCAUUGAGGCCGGAGUUUGCCAUGCGAUCAGAAAUGCCUGAAUAAUUGACUAGCGUUGACAUGUCAACUAUGCAAGGCAAUUGCAUUGAAGACGUGAACGCUAUGUUUAGACACCUCCUCGCCGGACUUUAAGGUGCUUUUCCUAAAAAGAAGUGAAAUGACAAAUAGCAUUUUUGUAGUCGCAAUUCGAAAACAGGGUUUUUGAAGUUAUUUGUUACAUAGAAAUCUCAUAAUAUCCUUGUUUCAAGGUCGUCGAUCAUUCUCCAGCCCAAGGCUUUACCAUAUUGAAUAAUUUAUAAGUCUAAUAUUAUAACAUUUUUAAUAUGGUGUAAAAUGUGUAAAUAAAGACCGGUUUUUAUUAUAUUAAUGUGCUGUUGAAUAAAAGUUGAACCACUUUUUAAGUCUAUCCAACUCGCAGUUGUAAAGAAGUUGCCGUUACAGUGUCGUUGAUUAAAACUAAACAAAGGUAUCAGUUUCUGAAUAAUAGCCAUCACAGUCAAUGCGACAUACGCGCAGCGAACGAUAAGAAGGUUCGUACUAGUAUCGUCGAGUAUACAACGGCUUUCCUGUAAUCUGAUUGGCUGUAUUUUGUAUAGCAUGGUAUAAAGUUUGAUAUGAUACAGUAUUACACACUUUGAUGCUUUCUAAAAGAACAAGAUCGGGAUCACAUACAUUGUAAAACUAGAACACAGUUUUAUUACUUUUGUCAGAUUACCGUUAAUGAUAAUUUCUACUAGAAAGGAAUCAAAGUACGCUUAAGAACAAAACACUGUUUUUGACUUGUAAUGAAAUUGGUAUUUGCAACUGGUUAUCAUUGUCAACAGUUUUAUACCCUUUUAAAUCAGUUGUACACACACCACUUCUCGUUCAAUUAAAUAGUUAAUUUGUAUUAAAUUAAUAGCUCCUAUUAAAUGUUCGUGCAAAAACAAUCAAGUUUGUUGAAGCUAAAUACUUGAUAAGGGAAACCAAUGCAAAAUUCUUGGCAAUAUUCCAAGAGAAUGCUUCGUUUUGAAGUAUUACUGCAAACCAAAAGCCUAAAGAGACUACAUGUAGAAUAUCUUCUUGCACUAACUCGAACUUUAAGACUUCAUAGAAACUUACCCCACCCCGAAUUUUAGAAACACUGGAAUUAAUUCUUCGUAGAUGUUGUUUCCUUUAUCCUUAGUUUGCUUAUACGCUGAGCUGCUUUCUAUAUUUAGUGUGUCAGUUUUGACAGCAAAAUACCCCGGCACACCCGGAAUUUUUGAAAUUUCCAUAUCACGUAAUUUCUACCUUCAAAUCUUUUGUUUUGUUCUUUGGCAGCUUGUAAACUAGAACUGCUUUUCUCCCCGGAGUCACUCAUCUCACGACGAAUCUAUUUUUUACCGAAAAUGUUCAAAUAAAAGCUAUUUAUCUUUUUGCCCUUGAUGAGCCUC
This is a messenger RNA of Orbicella faveolata, 2233 nucleotides long. RefSeq lists its product as uncharacterized. The record is from RefSeq and is a predicted model, not a curated record. Lineage: Eukaryota; Metazoa; Cnidaria; Anthozoa; Scleractinia; Merulinidae. Gene Ontology annotation, molecular function: calcium ion binding.